UGAGUUUAGCUAUUGGGUACUUUGCACAUCUUUCAUGAGAGGGAAGACCCUUCUCUUUUCUGUGGUACGGAAGCCGAGGGGGGACUGGUUCGUAGCGCGGCGGCGGUGGGUCUCCACCCGAGAGUAUGGCGGCCAGGAUUGUAUUUAUGAACAAAUAACUGGGGACAUGAAAGAUAUGAUGAAUUAGAAACAAAGAAACACAAAUUGUAUUUUGGACACUUGAAACUGCGUUUGGACAACUAUAUUGGCUAUGGGUCCAAAGCACGCGUGAAGGCUUUCACGUAAAAUCCGCCGCGGUUUGUCCUGUGUUAUUGCCAAUGUAUUCGAUGGAGCAAGUUUUGUUUUUUUCACAAUGCCAAUGGUGAGAUGAGCAGAUAAAAAAAAACGCACGUUUCACAUUCAAGUAUUUGAUGCAUUUUGAAAUUGCAGUCGUUUGGACACAGUCACCAAUGUCUGGUCUGCCGGGAGGAAUUUCUACAAUGAAAUCAAUCUGCCGGGCACCGAGUCUUUGUGCUCUGUUUUUUAUGUGCCAUAUAUGAGCAGUGGUAACAUAACCAAGGCUCUGUUCUUGAUACAUAUUCACAAUGGGACGCAAAUUGUGAAUGACAUUUGUGCGGGGAUAUUGAAAUUGAGUUCAAUGUCGCGCGGAAAGUAAUAGCUUUUGACAAUCUCUUGAAUUCGUCCACUAACAAGGGAGCGAUGCGCGAGUACAAAGUGGUGGUCCUCGGCAGCGGUGGGGUUGGGAAAUCCGCCCUCACUGUCCAGUUUGUCACCGGGACGUUUAUUGAAAAGUACGACCCAACCAUUGAGGAUUUUUACCGCAAGGAAAUCGAGGUGGAUUCCUCCCCAUCUGUUCUGGAGAUUCUUGACACUGCUGGCACCGAGCAGUUCGCGUCUAUGCGGGACCUUUACAUAAAAAAUGGACAAGGAUUCAUAUUGGUCUAUAGCCUUGUCAACCAACAGAGCUUCCAAGACAUAAAACCUAUGAGAGAUCAGAUCAUCAGAGUUAAAAGAUAUGAAAAGGUGCCCGUGAUCCUGGUUGGGAACAAGGUGGACCUGGAGAGCGAGAGGGAGGUGUCGUCCAGCGAGGGCCAGGCUCUGGCUGAGGAAUGGGGCUGCCCCUUCAUGGAGACGUCCGCCAAGAGCAAAACCAUGGUGGACGAACUGUUCGCUGAGAUCGUUCGGCAGAUGGACUACGCCGCCCAGCCAGACAAGGAUGACCCCUGCUGCUCCUCCUGCAAUAUACAAUAGCCCCAGAGCCCCAGGAAGUCUCUACACAGGAUGCCAUAUGAAGGGGAAACACACACAGACACAGCAUACCACACGGAAGACUAACACACUCACGUUAGAACUUUGUUGGAUUUUAACUAUUUGGUGCAUAAAAUCAAGUCAUGAAGUAAUUAAUAAUAAUGAUAUGUAAAAAAAAUAUAUAAAAUAUUAGAAUGGAAUGAGGAAUGCAAGGAAUUUGCCGCAAGAGAAAUUGACUAACUGAACUCAUGAGAAGUGCACUCGCCUUAUGAUGUUAACGCGUUUAUUCAUUUGUUUUGAUUUGAAGGAAAGGGAGAUGUCCAGAGCCCUUGUCAGUGCAGAAGCACUGAACAGGUUUCCUUCUCUUUAGGUUGUUCUGCUUUCAUAAAUCAUCUCUUUAACCAUCGUUUUAGUUUUGUUGCUAUGACCCAGUUUCUCACAGCCCAUCUAGCUGGAGCCUUCUCCAUGUGAAGCCUCCAUGACAGGGGAGCAGGGUGCUGUGUUCCUGCUCACAGACCCAGGAGUGCAGAAUCCCUCCCGUCCACCACUUUUAAACAUUGAUGAGUAAUUGAUUUGUGUGCUGGGUUUUUCUGCACAGAUAAAAAAAGAGGGCCUACCUUCAUCUGCAUGGAUUUAUUUUAUCCCUACUGGCAGAUCCAAAUAGGUGACUUUAAAGCGCCUCCAUUUUCUUUUUUGUUUUGAUUAGUUUGAAGUAAUGGAAGAUGGUGAAAAGUCCGGGUCUUUCUUGAAACAUCCAUGCAGCGAUGUUGUCUGCUUUCCUAUUUUUCUCGUUUUGGAGAUCUUCUAGUAAGCGUAGCAGAGAUGUCUGUCACACCCUGUGAUGUUUUUCGUUUCAGGAGGCUCUGACGGCAGAUUGCUGGAUAUUGGAACUGUUUCAAUCUGAUGGAACAAGAAAUCCAUCUGUCAAUGUUUGAAUAAUCUUCACAGACUCUAGAAACCUUCUUCUUUUGAGGAAUGGGUGACGUUUAGAAUGAAGACGCCUUCAUUCAUCUUAGACUCUGUUUGCUUUAACUUAACUGAUUGGGAAUCACGAUAAGAUUGGAUGCUAAGCUUUGAAACCAUCCUGUUCCACUUUAUGUAUUCAGAGUAUUCAAAAUUUAUAGUUACAAUAGUAAUAAAAAUAAUAAUGAUGACGACGAUGAUGAUGAUAACAAGUAUAAUUACCGGUAGUGUAAAUAUUUUGUAUUGAAAGUGCCAGCUCCUAUAAAUACACCGACUCAACACGUGGAAAUGUCAACCGUAUGCAUGGCUAAACAAAAAAAGGACUUUCAUUGUUUGAGAUUAUUAUUGGCUGUGGAACUGUGCAACCAAACACAAACACAUCUGGGUCUGGCACUGGGCCAACUGACAUUCAUGUUGCUACGGGAACCAGGCGUUCCCCGUGUUACCAUUUUCAUUGUUCAUUUUCUAUUUUUUUAUGUGAACAUUUACUCCUCCUUCCUCCCUAAAUGAAUGGUGACACUGUUUCAUUUGGCACCCAAACAAUAAAAGUGCGUUUAACACUAGA
This is a messenger RNA of Osmerus eperlanus (European smelt), 2776 nucleotides long. Its product is annotated as ras-related protein Rap-2a. Gene Ontology annotation, biological process: Rap protein signal transduction; negative regulation of cell migration. Lineage: Eukaryota; Metazoa; Chordata; Actinopteri; Osmeriformes; Osmeridae. Bases 700 to 1251 code for a protein of 183 amino acids. Gene Ontology annotation, cellular component: plasma membrane. The record is from RefSeq and is a predicted model, not a curated record. Gene Ontology annotation, molecular function: GDP binding; GTP binding; GTPase activity. The transcript is spliced from 2 exons.